This is a messenger RNA of Arabis nemorensis, 234 nucleotides long. NCBI's taxonomy places the organism in Eukaryota, Viridiplantae, Streptophyta, Magnoliopsida, Brassicales, Brassicaceae. The record is from the annotation of a GenBank genome assembly.
AUGGUAGACUCCUCCUUGGAUAUGACCCUUGAUGAAAUUGUCAAGAGGAGUAAGACCGCGAGGUCUGCAGCUAAAGGAACAUCCCGCCGUGGUCGUGGUCGUGGACCAAUUGUAGGAGCUGGGAGAGGAGCUGGACCUGUUCGCAGAGGUCCUCUUGCUGUAAAUGCUAGGCAAUCAACCUUCACGAUAAACAAGGCAAGCUCAAAAAUCUGGGAUGCUCUUCUAUGUGUAUGA